ACGUCCGGCUGCGGCUGGAGCGCUGUAUUUACUUAAGAGUGCCACCCUGUUUUAGCUCGAGGUGUGUUAUGGGCACUGACUCAGUUACUCCAGGACGAGAGGUUUGCUUAAUGUUUCCAGCUCUGCUGGUUUUGCAACCGAGGGGGGCCAGAGUUUGUUGUUUUUAAACUUAGAUUUGGAUAUUACAUAACUCGGGGAGCUGAAGCGCUGAGCACGUGCCCGGGCCUUAAUUCCUUUUGCCCAAGGAUAUGUCAACCUUGUUGGCAAAGUUGUGGGUGAGAAGUCCAGAGGACAACUGCUCCUUGUAACCAUACUUCGUUGUACGGUAUACAGCUCCUAAUGUCCUAUUUGUCCAUACCAAAGGGGCAGAUUUUGGCUUCUAGAUAUACACGUAAAGCUUACACACCUUUAAAAAGACCGUAACAGUUAAGCCCUUUGCUUGUGGGCAAAAAGUAACAAUUAUUACCUAACUUACUGCAUUAAUGAGUGCACGCGUUAUUGCUCCACCCUCUGCCCAAUAUGGCUUGUGGCUCAACUUUCAUCUGCUGUUAAAACUCAGGAGUGCCCACAGCUACUUGUGAAUAGAGAUUGUGGUGAUAAUUUUGUUAAGUGAUCUGGUCUGGGAUCUUGUCUGGAUCAUGAGCUGUCCUUCAGUGAGCUGCUUUUAGAACAGUUUUUAUCCUAAAUACAGUAGGUCAGAAUUCAUCUUUAGAGAUGCCUGUCUCAACAUAUGUUGUUGACAGGGUAGGGUACUCUAUACACAAACUCUCAACCAAAACUUUAGGCUGAACUUUGUAAAAAAAUGUUCUAUGAAGUCAGGGCAGUAAAGACAGUAGAAAGAGCACCUAGCCAGUACACUUGUUACACUACACAAGUUGUAAUGGCCUCAGGACAGGUUGUAGAUGUUGGCUGAUAGAGAUGCUCAUCUUUAUGAGAAUAUAUUUUUAUAUUGUUUUCUUGUACUGAACUUUAAAUAGAAUGUUAGAAGCAAAGAAUUUUUUAGAAGAUAUCAUAAUUUAUACCAUGUCAGAGGAGCUUACCCCACAUCCAACAAGGGGGCUUCUUGUGAUUUUUCAGGCAGCUUUGGCUUAGAUUUUAAACCUCUCAGGUCUGUACCAAAAAGGUGUGGUUUGUGAUUACAACCAUCAAAGCCACCGUCUGUCAGCUAAGUGCAUUCUGUUACACUGUGCUGAUAGCCUGCCUAAUUGGAAAAUACCACACAUUUGUUUAAGUCACAGGGAGCUAAGGCCACACUGAGGCUUGCAGGUUGCACGGCUGAAGUGGUGGGUGCCACUGCCCUGGUUCCCUGUCCACCUUCUUUUUGCAGGUUUUUGUGUAUGCAGCUGUGGCAGGUGACUGCAGAAAUACGUCUGUGCUGAAGUUACAAGUUUGCGGACCAGCACCUAAGAGUAAGCUGAAAUUUGCAGCAGUUUACAUGGGUCUGUCAGGCUCAGGUGAUGGACAUAACCUGAGUGCCUUGGAUCAGAUAUUUAUAACUUCAUUUUCUUGAAAGAUUCACUGCCAAUAACAUCUGCUUUGUAUUUCAUCAAGCCUUGCUAAGAACAUGAAUGAUUGUCAUCUCAUUAGGAUUUCUACAUACAUUUCCCUUUACUUUCUCUUCUUUUUUUAUUUCUCCAGUUCUCUUAUUGCUUUGCUGAACCUGUCUCAUCCUUCCCUACCACUGGCACUUUGUCAGGUGUUUUCCUGUUCUUGCUGAACAGUGCUUUCUUUAGAGCCGUGCUCGUUUCCAGCUGCCCAUUUCUCCUGGUCAGGUCCCUCUCAGUCUCUGAUCCUGGCAAUUCCGAACAGCAGGCCCCAACUGGCAGGGCUCUCUGUGAUUCCCUGUUGCCCCAUGUUAAUAGCUGUUUGAUUAAAGCUUUUGUGUCCCAUAUCCAAGAGCAGGAUAACAAUGUGGUUGUAGACUGGCUAAGCAGCCUGGUUUGAGAACUGUGGCUGGCCCAACUAACGAAGUCAUUCUUUACACAUCUAGACAUCAAGGACUGAGAAAUUUGAGAAUAUGGGUCGUUGUGGUUAUUUUUUGUCUCACCAGGCCCCAUCAUGCCACAGGUAAUUUUAAAGAAUUCCUCUGGGCUGUGACUUGGGUUUUGGUCUUGCUUUUCACUCCCCACUCAAAGCCUGUGGUUAAUCAAAGGAAAGUACACACAUACCUUCUAGGGUGGUAAUUCUUCCUAUAUCACACAUUUACUGCUGAGAAAAAAAAUCUAUCAUUGUUUGCCAUUUUUUUAAUCCUGUAAUUGCUAUGUUUAUUCAUGGUGUUGACUGAAAUUCCAUUGAAUUUUACUUGCAUAUGGGCUUUCUGAUCUUGGGUCUAAUUCUGCUGUUCUAUCAAACUUGCAGUUUAUGCCAAGCCCUGCCCUUGUUGUCUGUUCAUACCAGUUUUGUGCCAUACCUGUCUUCGUUACCUCUUUCUUUUUCUUGGUCAUCCUCUCCAUUUCCUCAUUAUUUCCCUUGUGUUGAUUUUUCUAGCUUCUCUUCUAAAAAAAAAAAAAGGAGAGAGAAACGACAUAUUCAUUGCUUUGAAACUUGGUGUAAUUUAUCUGUUUCCCACAUCCUAUGCCUGUCUUGUCUAAGUUGAUUGUAAGCAUCUCAGAUGACAGACUGCCUACUCUAUAACAAACACCAUGCUAUUGGAAGGUUCUGUCUGAGUUAGUCUUUAUGCACAGCAUAAAUAAAUAUGUUUUAUUAAUAAUAAUAAUAACAGCUAUGCAAUUAAUCCCAUAUAUUUUAAUGAUGGGGCUGAAUGUAACGGCUUAAAAUAAGUAUGGCAAAAAGGAUUCCUUAUGCUACAGGAAUUAAGAUGAAUAGAAGAUGUCUUUAAGUAGGCAUUGACAAGAUAUCUUCAAAAAAAGCCUUAUUUAACCAAUUGCCUCUUUUAAUUUGUUAGACAAAAGAUUUUUAUUGGUUUAUUCAUACAUUCAUUUCUUCAUUGUGGUAGGAUCACAGUGACUACUUAUCUCUGAGCUUGGUGGCCUCAGGGAUAAUCCAAGCCAGUAUUAUGUUAAACCUUGUGUAGAACAAUGAAGCAGCAAACACGUUCAGGUGUUUCUGCUCUAAAGUUCAGGUGAAAGCCUGAUAUCUAUAUGCAGUAUUUAUAUAGAAUGUCUGUAUAUAGAUGAGGAGAAGCUUUAUAGGAAACAAGUUGUCAGCCCCAACCUGUACAGAUGUUCAACAGGAGCUCAUCCUGAGCAACAAGGUAGGAUAAAGCAGGAAGGUGUUUAUUUGAAAGGGCAGUAUUGGAAUUCAGUUGUAGGGCUGGCAGGAAGCAGAUGUCUUUACAGAGUGAAACAAAAGGUUCAUUGGGAUGUUGAGCCUGUGAGCUUGGAGGGAAGGGAGGAGAGUCAAGGAUGGGGCUCACCACUGCGCCUGCAGAAAAAGAAAAGAAACACAAGGGAAGGGACUGACAAGCCAAGCUGAAACAGUGACUGGAAAAGCAAAAAGUGAGAAUAACUGCAAAAACUAAGCUACGACAUGAGUUAGAUAUGCUAAAUAUGACUGAAGGUCAAACAAGAGAUUGGUUUAAGGUGGAUUGAGAAGCUUUCAGAUGAUGAGAGGAAGCCAAACCAAGUCUGAAGGGGAUUUAGUGUAGAACCUGGCAAGAGACGUGGCUGGAAGAACCUGUGAGGUGGCAAAAGAGGCACUUGUACCAAAGACUUUUUUUUUUUUCUUUCUUUCUUUUUUUUUUUUUUUAUGGUAAAAGAGACAAGCAUAUCUCUGUAGGUGCUAGGAAUCAGAGCAGACUGAACGACUAAAGCUGUGAACAAAUGAAGGAGUGAGUGUUGGGCAGAUCAAGAAAUUAAAUGGGGUGAAGUUCUCAGGGCAAGUGAUGGAGUUACAGAAGACACGUUGAUAAGCUUUUUGUUAUUGCCACUUGGAGACUUGUAGACAGAGGAAUCAUGAAGAGAAUAUUUUAUCACUUUUAUCUUUAAAGAAAAUGGUGAGAUAACAAGUAGAGGAAAACAGACAGGAAGGCUUGACAAGGGUUAAGCAGCAGCAAUGAAAAGCUUGCUGGGAUUACAAGCGUACAGAUGAGCUGCAGGAGGAGAAUUGUUUAGUUGUGAGAAGGCAGAAAUGGGGGAGAGAGUAGGCGUGUGGCAGAGGAAGUUGCCUUGAUCACAGGAUUUCCGUCAGAGACACUUUGCACUGCAAGAGCAAGCAUGGAUGGAGCAAGCAGUGAAGUUCCACUGCACUGAAAAUGGGAAUGUGAACUACAGAGUGCUAACAAGUGCAGAGAACAUCUCACAUGGAUUUUGUGAGUACAAAAGAGGCAAGUGAAUUCUAAUUUAGAAGCCAGGAUGGAGAUCUUAAUGCCUGAACCUCAGAUUUAUGUGGAAAGAACUCUGGCUAUCAUCAAACCAGAUGUCAUCGAUAAAGAAGAAGAAAUAGAGGAUCUCAUUCUCCGAUUAGGAUUCCACAUCAUUCAGAAACGGAAGCUCCAGUUAAGCCCAGAGCAGUGUAGCAACUUCUACGGAGAACAAUUUGGAAAAGUGUUUUUUCCUAAUUUAACAGCCUAUAUGAGUUCUGGUCCUAUAGUUGCUAUGGUUCUUGCUAGAAAUUGUGCAGUCUCAUACUGGAAGGAAUUGCUUGGACCAUCCAACAGCCUAAGAGCUAGGAGAACUCACCCUCACAGCUUAAGAGCACUCUAUGGAACUGAUGAGCUGAGGAAUGGGCUCCACGGCAGUCUCAGCAUCUCCUCAGCAGAGAGAGAAAUUCGAUUCAUAUUUCCAGAAGCAAUCUUGGAGCCUGUUCCCACUGGACAAAGAGCUCGGGAUUACCUGAACCUGUAUGUGAAGCCCACGCUGCUGGCUGGGCUCACUGCCCUGUGCAAAGAGAAGCCAGCAGACCCCAUGUGGAUGGGCAAUGAUGUACAAAGGAACUGGCAGUACACAGGUGCUACAAGUGUGAAGGUACAAACAGUUGAUGUGACUUUCAUCAGCUGACAUGAAGGAAAAGGUGCAAGGUAAAGUGACUCCCAAGAAGAAGGAAGCUACUGGUAAAUAUUGAGGAAAAAACAUGGAAGCAAGAAGGACCGUGGUCCCUCAGCGCCCGCGCCUUGCACUUCCUGAUCCCACUGCAUCCAUCCACAGGAGACCCCAUCACCUCACAUGGUGCACACUCAACCCUCUGGACCCCAGGACGCUCCUUCCCCAGUGUAAGGACACCAAAGCUUCCCCUAUCUCCUGUGGCCCCUGUUCCUCUGCCUGAUGUGGUUGGGGGCGGCAGAGUCACGGCGGGUGCAGAAGUGCUUGGCCACCAGCGUCCGGCACUGCUCGCAGCGCACCGUGCAGCACCAGUGGAACUUGCAGUUGCAGCUGGCCACCACCUCCGUCCUCCUCUCCUCCACCCGCAGGCCGCACUCGGUGCAGAGCCGCCGGCAGCUCCUCUUCUCCCACUGCGAGAGGUUCUUGCCGGUCUGCAGGCACUCGCGGCCCUCAGUGCCGUGGUGGCCCAGGCUGGCGUUCCUCGUGCAGUAGUCGGGGGAGUCCUCCAGGAAGACGAGCUCCGAGGCGUGGAUGUGGUGGAAGGUCUCUGCCGUGGCCCCGCGGCUGUCGGCGCUGUUGCCAGCUCUCAUCCGCCUCUUGUCCAUCUCCAGCUUGUGGGCUCGGUCGUAUUUUAUCUUCAGGUAGUUGCCGAUCUCGCGGAAUUCAGCGAGCUGCAGCCAGCAGGUCUGGAUGCUGCAGCUGCCCGACACCCCGUGGCACUUGCAGGCCCUCUUCAUUGUGUCUUUCACUGCCUUGGUGGGAGAGGUGAAGAAAUUAGGAAAUCUCAAAAUCAGGCUCUACAGCACUUGUAAUUUGGGGACAAUGCAUCAAAAGUGGCUUGUACUCGGUGUGAUUGACACGAGCUGAUGCUCUUAGUUCCUGGAAAACAUCUGUCCCAGAAAUAAGUGUGCACAAACUAUUGUUCCCAGCCCUUCCAGGAGAAUCCAGGCCAGGAAGAAGUGCCUUUGUCAGGUCAUGCCCUUCUCACGCCACUCAGCAGCACCAACGUAUCAUCUCUUUCAGAGGUUUCAUUCAAAAUGUGUGAAACUGUUUUGGAAUAAUCAUACCUAACCUCUCUGCAUCUCCUCCAGGCCAAGCACUUCACAGAUAUUAUCUGCCUAUCUCCCUCUGGUAUUUAUAAGGUCCCAAUCACUGGUAUCUAUGUGAGAUUAAGCCUUGACACACCCUAUGAGAUAGGUAUGUUAAGUGUUGUCAUCCUUGUUUUUACAGACAAGGAGGUUUGGCAAGAUGCUGAGAGCUCCCAUGGCCCAGGCAGGAGCUGGGACGAGUCUGGCUGGCUUGUGAGCAGGGCCAGCUCACACCUGCCUUCCCGGCCAAAGAGCUUGGAAAUGCAUAUUGCAAGAAAGUAAGGAAGGUGGCUCUGGCUUUGUUUUGCAGACCAGACAAGCCUAGAGGUGGCUACAAACCCCAUGCAUUUCUGGAUAAGUGGUGUGUGCCAGCACUUAACUGCGUUACACAGCUGCCAAAGCUGGAAGUGGGAACAACUCUUACUGGGAUUCCCUGUGUUGAGGUUCAAGGCCAGAUUCUGGCUGUGUUUUUUCCCCCAUGCAACCACUACUGGGCCUGGAUUGUCACAGGGGCCUGAAAAUGGGGACCUGAACAGCCUAGAUUUUGUUUUCAAUAUAGACAUUAUUAUUAUUAUUA
Molecule: messenger RNA, 6665 nt
Organism: Corvus hawaiiensis (hawaiian crow)
Lineage: Eukaryota; Metazoa; Chordata; Aves; Passeriformes; Corvidae
Gene: NME5
Product: NME/NM23 family member 5
Exons: 9
Coding region: 4314-4958 (214 amino acids)
Biological process (GO): negative regulation of oxidative stress-induced intrinsic apoptotic signaling pathway; GTP biosynthetic process; CTP biosynthetic process
Molecular function (GO): nucleoside diphosphate kinase activity
Source: RefSeq, a predicted model, not a curated record